Messenger RNA from Raphanus sativus (radish), 1300 nucleotides. RefSeq lists its product as uncharacterized. The transcript is spliced from 2 exons. Lineage: Eukaryota; Viridiplantae; Streptophyta; Magnoliopsida; Brassicales; Brassicaceae. The record is from RefSeq and is a predicted model, not a curated record. The coding region runs from base 59 to 1033 and encodes 324 amino acids.
CGUCCACUAGUUUCCUUAACGACACAGAUCUCUCUCAUCUCAUCAAUCAUCAUCAUCAAUGAUGUUUCUCUCCUCGCCGACGAUGCAGAAAGGAAUAUUCGUGAGCGUUCCGGUACUCGUCCUCUCCGUUUCCUUCGCAGCUGCCGUCUUCUUCCUCCUCUCCUCCUCCUCCUGCUCAUGUCCUUCUUCUCCGAACAUAGCUUCCCUCGGAGGAAGCGUUAGUGACGUGAGAUUAGAGGAGAGGAUAUCGACGACGCGAGAGGAUAUAGAGUGGGUUAGAGAUCUGAUUAGAUCGAAUGGUUUGCAUAUGCAGAAGAAUGAGCUUAGGAAAGGCAUCAAUCCUCGCACUAGAGAUCAACAACUCGCAGAUCUAAGACAGUACAAGGGUAUAUCUCAUUACGAAGGAGACGAAGCAAACAACCACACAGCUCUUCCAUGCCCUGGUGAGUUACUAGUCGAGCAGCAUCACAGCAACUACGGUGAGCCGUGGGCAGGUGGCCGCGACGUAUUCGAGUUCUUGGCUCAAUCAUCCAAUCUCAAACCAAACUCUCGCGUCCUCGAAAUCGGAUGCGGCACCUUACGAGUCGGUUUGCAUUUCAUCCGCUAUCUCGAUCCAAGACACUUCCACUGCCUUGAAAGAGACGAGCUUUCUCUAAUGGCUGCUUUGAGAUACGAGCUUCCAUCACAAGGUCUUCUACACAAACGGCCUCUUAUACUCAGAGGAGAAGAUAUGGAGUUCAGCAAGUUUGGCUCGGAUGUAAGCUAUGAUCUUAUAUACGCGAGUGCGGUCUUUCUUCACAUGCCUGAUAAGCUCGUGUGGACUGGACUCGAGAGGCUGGUGGAGAAGUUAAAGCCUUAUGAAGGGAGGAUCUUUGUGUCGCAUAAUGUCAAGUUUUGUUCAAGGUUAGGUGGAGACGAGUGUGGAAAGAAGCUAGCGAGUUUGGGGCUUGAGUAUCUUGGUAAACAGACACAUGAUAGCUUGCUGUUUAAUCACUACGAGAUCUGGUUUGGGUUUAGACGGGUGAAACCAUAAAAAAAACAAAAAUUUGUCGGAAGUAGUUUAAAUAUGGGUUUGGUGACACGCCAUUGCUCUCCAUUAUCUGAGGAUUGGAUCAGAACUUGAAGGAGAGAAACGUCCACAAAAGCUUUGAAGUACACUCACUGGUUUUUUGGUCAGAGAGAUACGUGUAUUGUGCAUGUAAUAGCCAAAUGAUAUAAGAUACGAGAGUAGAUUCAUAUUAUUCUGUAACCAAAAAAUAUUGUUUUCAUAUUUCAAGAGUUGUUACCUUUUGUUUGUUUA